Molecule: messenger RNA, 1480 nt
Organism: Pan troglodytes (chimpanzee)
Lineage: Eukaryota; Metazoa; Chordata; Mammalia; Primates; Hominidae
Gene: CASTOR3P
Product: Putative protein CASTOR 3
Biological process (GO): negative regulation of TORC1 signaling
Source: RefSeq, a predicted model, not a curated record
CCCAGCCUGAGUGUCCCCUCCCCCCAGGUCACCCCCUUUGACCUGUCAAUCCCCUCCCUCCGGGUCCCCAGCAAGCUUUUCGGUUUGGCUUCUCUGCACUCUCAUGACCGAUUGCCCUACAUCUUGGCGCUCCCAGACUCGGGCCUUCUCCAGCACCGGAGUCGUCUGGUUUGCUCGCUUUACACUCCAAGCGCCUAGUACCGAGCCUGAGUGGGUGCCAGAGGGCGCGCCUAGGCUCAGGCUGGCUCCACCCGCCCCGUGCCUCCCCUCGGCCUUCCCCGUGGUCCUGAGGGUGCCCGCUGUCCUGCAUCUCCCGUGCAUCGGGCUGCCGGUAGCUCCGGCCGCCCGGCGGCGGCGGCAGCAGCAGCAGCACCGGGAGAGCCCCGCAGGCGGACUACAAGUCCUGGCAAGCCGCGCGCGGGCCGCGCAUGCGCAGUGGGGACCGGCGUUUGAGUGGCAAGUUGUUUGUUACAGCGAACACCAGCUGCUCCCCGCGCCGGCGCCCGCGCGCCGCUGCUCCGCAGCUUGGCCCCUCGGCUGCUGCUCCGCUGGCACUGCCUCCCUCGACCCGUGGCUCCCCCUCGCAACUUGGCGGGCCUCCUCCCUUUUGUCCGGCCUGGUCCGGCCGCCGCCGCCCCCCGCGCCUGGCGCCGAGCUCCCGGGUCCCCGGGCCGGCUGUCGGUGCCGGCAGGGCGCGGAGGGGGCGGGGGCCGCGGCUCGUCCCCCCGCGGAUGAGCUGCCGCGGACGGGGCGCGGGCGGACGAUGGAACUCCACAUCCUGGAGCACCGGCUGCAAGUUGCCAGCGUCGCCAAGGAGAGUAUCCUGCUGUUCACCUACGGCCUGAUCAAACUUGCCUUCCUGUUCUCCAAGACCAGGUGCAAGUUCUUCAGUCUGACUGAGACGCCAGAGGAUUACACUAUCAUUGUCGAUGAGGAAGGAUUCCUAGAGCUGCCCUCCUCGGAGCACCUGAGUGUGGCGGAUGCCACCUGGUUGGCCCUGAACGUGGUGUCCGGCAGUGGCAGCUUCUCCAGCUCCCAGCCUAUUGGCGUGACCAAGAUCACCAAGUCAGUCAUCGCCCCACUGGCUGACCAGAACAUAUCUGUGUUCAUGCUGUCCACGUAUCAGACAGACUUCAUCCUGGUGCGCAAGCAGGACCUGCCCUUUGUCACCCACACGUUGUCAUCAGAGUUCACCACUGUGGUCAGUGGCGAGACUGUGGCAGCCGAGAACCUCGGCAUCACCAGUGGCUUCGUGAAGCCCAAGCUGGUCCAGAUGCCGGUCAUCCACCCACUGUCCAGCCCGAGCAACAGGUUCUGUGUCACCAGCCUGGACCCUGACACGCUGCUUGCUGUUGCCACACUCCUCAUGGAUGUCAUGUCCUACUUCAAUGGGGCCUUGGUGUACCUUGUUGUAGUGUUUGAAAACAUCUGAGGCUGCAUCCAUCUCCAGCACCCCAUAAAGCAACAGCUUGCAGAACCC